UGGAGCGCAGUGUGUUAACGCCUUAAUACAAAACGGCGGGCCGCGUAGCUCGCACGUCCGCGCUUAGUAAAACUCGAGUGAUUGUUAUGAAGCUGUCGGUUUAUGUUUGAAACUGUUUACGAUGGAAGUAAGUGCGAUGCCGCCGAUGCCUUUGGACUUUUCAAUGGUUAGGAAUGGUGGAAGUUCUCCGAGUAUGAGGGAAGGAUCGCCGAGGCCGGUGUCGAACAGCGCUUUCAGAGUUGUCACGCCGAAAGGAGUAUCAGCGAGCGAGGCGCUUCGAAACGGUCUUUGCCAGUCACUAUGGUCGCCUGUGACGCGCCACGAGCCUCGUAUAGCUUCACCACCGCAACAAAUAGAUAAUUACCCCAUUAGAGAAGAAAUUAAGUUUGGUAUCAACCGACUGGUAGGUGAGAGGACAGAUGAGGAGGAUAAUGAAUCACACAAUAAUGAAACCUCGAGGGCAGAAGGGGUAUCCCCUACGUCACGCUGUGGUAGUCCAUGCUGGGCACCUUCGCCUCAUUCACCGCGAUCUGUUCGUUCGACCUCUCCCGAACUGGAAGUGGAUUCACCGCCAUCGUCUCCUAGACGACCACCUGAUUCAUCACCACCGUUAAAGAGAUCAGAAGCCUUUUCCGUGAGUGCUUUAUUAAGACCAGAUGCACCGAGAGUGCAGCCGCAAAGACCUUUCCUAUAUCCGCCAUUACCAUUCGCUGAAUUUCUUAGAGAUGCUGGUAGCUUGGGACUUCCAGGUUGGGGCGGUUAUAGUAAUUUAUAUCUUCAUGCAGUCCAAGCGGCUGGACCAGAGCUAUUAAGACUACGUGCGGCAGUUCUUGGAGCCCCAAGUCCAUUAUCAAGACCAUUACCCAUCGGAGAUGUCUAUUCUUGUGUUAAGUGUGAAAAAAUGUUUAGUACGCCGCACGGUUUAGAAGUGCACGCCAGAAGAUCACAUAACGGAAAGAGGCCUUUCGCAUGUGAACUGUGUAGCAAGACAUUCGGCCACGAAAUCAGCCUUAGCCAACAUAGGGCUGUCCACAGUGUAGAAAAAGUCUUCGAAUGUAAGCAGUGUGGGAAGACCUUCAAACGGUCCAGCACGCUGUCGACCCAUCUACUCAUACAUUCCGACACCAGGCCCUACCCGUGCCAGUACUGUGGCAAGCGGUUUCACCAAAAAUCCGACAUGAAAAAACACACCUACAUUCAUACUGGUGAAAAGCCUCACAAAUGCCAAGUGUGCGGUAAAGCGUUCAGCCAAAGUUCAAAUCUAAUUACACACUCGCGCAAACACACCGGUUUUAAGCCUUUCGCUUGCGAACUGUGCGGGCGGGCGUUCCAGAGGAAAGUAGACUUACGGAGGCACAGAGAAACUCAACAUGCCGAUUUGCGAAAUCCUCAACACAUGCAACCUCCGCAUACCGAUGUGCAUGGUAUGCAUGCGCCUGACAUGCAUGUGGCGGAUCGGAUAGAUCUUCGUCAACCUCACCCUGAUCUUCGACAACCUGACUUCAGGAUGAGCAGCGCGGUACCUCCUCUUCAACCGCUCCCCUCCUGAACGUCAACCGCCUUCGCGCCCUGGCGCUGAGGCAUUCACCACCUUACUAGCUUGUAAAUAAAAUACAAAAUACAACACAAAUAUAUGUUAACCAAAGACACUCGUGUGAUUUGAAAACGGUGAAGAAAUUUUAGUAGUAUCUUAAGAUUUUUUAUCUCAACGGCUUGUAAUUACGAUAAACAAUUGACAAUGUUUUGUGCUUUUAAUAAAAAAACAACAAUGUUGGAACAGCACCGGACUCGAUUCAUUGUUGAAUCAACAUUCUUAUUGUUAAGUUCACAAGAACCACCAAAGAAUGGCUUGACUAAAGAACUAUUUAUUUUAUUGAAUACAUAGGUGUUAAAUUGAAAUAUUAUUUAGGAAAUUAAAAUAUGGUACAUUUUAAAUAUGACAUAAGUAUCAAUUAUAAGGUUUAUGUAAGUUUUUGAUCUCAACGAGAAAUUAAUAAAUUAUCUGUUAUUCGUACUCAUUAAAGAAAUUAUUCAUAAUAAAAAAAAAAAACUAUUAAUAUUUCAUACCUUAGAACGAUAUUUGAUUGUUUCGCUAUUCUUACGAACAAUAUAAUUUACAUAAAAUAUUUUUCUUUACAUAUUAAAUAAUUACAUAAACCAAAUAUCAAUUAACGUCAUUCCAAUUAUUUUUUUUAUACAAUUUAAAUAUUAAUUGGAUAAAAUCCUUUAGAUAAUUCCAUAUACAUCAUUCCGAAUAAAGUUAAUUUUUAUGAUAUAACUUACAAAUAUGUUGUACCUAAGUACCCUACUUAAUUGAAGCUUACACUAUCUUAUAAAUAUAAAAAAAUAUGCUUGUAUAUUGUAAUAAAUGCAUUCACGCGAAGUCGAUCGAUCAAGUAAGCUUUGCACAGAUGUUCUUGGCACUUGUGUGAAGGUUUCUGACGCGAGUCACAUCGGAUUUUCACUUAUAUAAAAAAAUACUGACACUGUGACGUGUUCUUACAUUAUGUAAUUACAUAUAUUA
Vanessa tameamea is the source of this 2524-nucleotide messenger RNA. It is a transcript of the gene sens-2, whose product is annotated as zinc finger protein Gfi-1b. The record is from RefSeq and is a predicted model, not a curated record. The coding region runs from base 122 to 1549 and encodes 475 amino acids. Lineage: Eukaryota; Metazoa; Arthropoda; Insecta; Lepidoptera; Nymphalidae. The transcript has 6 exons.